Molecule: messenger RNA, 2941 nt
Organism: Pseudoliparis swirei
Lineage: Eukaryota; Metazoa; Chordata; Actinopteri; Perciformes; Liparidae
Gene: sapcd2
Product: suppressor APC domain containing 2
Exons: 6
Coding region: 163-1578 (471 amino acids)
Source: RefSeq, a predicted model, not a curated record
GGCACGUUUUUAGCCUAAAACAAGGUAUUAGGAGAUGCAUUGUGAUGCGUAGUAAGCGUGUAUUCUUAUUCUUAUUCUGUAUUAUUCGGCUGUGUGUUUAUAUAAAGUUCGCCAACUUGUUUUGAUGUGUAUUUGAUUGAUUAGUCGGUUAUCAUUACAUUCAUGGCUUUGAUAGCGACCGACCAGGGCUGCAAAUUGAACGGGACCUCGGUGAUUUACGGCCGAGUUGGACCAAGAAAAGAAGUGUUUCAAGGCAAUGCAGAGGGCUUUAAAAGUGUCAAAAUGCACCCGAAAGAGACGGAGUAUUCAACAGAUGGCCUGCCCAAAGCCUUCCUGCACAGCCUGAGGACACUGUUUAACAUUUUGGAUGAUGCUGGACGGGGCUAUGUCCACAUCUCGGAGAUCGAGACCCGCUGGCAGGGGGCAGACACCCGGGAUCUGCCCGGCGGGGUGCUGGGCUGCCUCAGGAGGGUCACUCCGCCGCAUGGCUGCCUCACCUUUGAGCGGUUCGUUGCGGGGCUGCGGUACUCGAUGCUCAACCCGGAGCACAGCGCACACUUCAGGGCCCAGGCUGCCGUGCACUCGCAGCAGGCACCAAAGCAGACCCAGAAACCCGCCCCGCUGUCCGCAUGCAGUGUCGGGACACGGGUUGAGAACAAGGUCCGUCCGCUGGGGCCGAGCAACGUGACCAACACCCAGCGGCACCGCGCGUCCUCCCUGCAGAGCCGCGCCAGGCCAGAGGAAUUGGGGCUCGGGUACCCCGCGUGUGGACCGGUGCGCUACGGCGCCGGCUUCGAGAGGUCCGGUCGGACUUUGGAGCAGAAUUCGGUCGCUCCAGGGGGCGCGCGUUACCGGGCCGACCCGGGACAUGCCACCAACCCCACACAGCCCCAGCAGAGCCGGAUCAGGUCCAUUGAGUCCCUGGCUCUGGAGUCACCGCAGCACCAAGGACCAGGUGUUGUAAGAUCAGGUUUACCAAGAUCUCAGAGCGAAUCAGCUACAGGAUUUAAUGGCGGCUCCAGGCGUCACGGGCGGAGUCGGGAAGAGCAGAGGCGGCAUACCAUAUCCAACGGAGUGGAUUAUGGAAUGCUGAAGCAAAUGAAAGAGCUGGAGCAGGAGAAGGACUCUCUGCUGGCGGGCCUGGAAGUGGUGGAGCGGGCCCGCGAGUGGUACCAAGGCCAAAUCCACAAUGUCACAGAGAGACAGCGGCAGGUCGGCCAGAGCUCCCUCUCCACGGAUUUCUUCACAGAAGCCAAUCAGAGUCGCAUGAAUGUUCUAAUACCCAAAUUGCAAGAAGUCAACCGCUGCCUAAAUGACCUUAUUUCCUGCUCUGGGAUUAAGUCUUUUCCUUCGGGCUCUGCUCAGACAGCAGCUAACCCCCAGCCUCCGGGUCCAGCUCCCCCUCAAGCCAUCCAGAGACUGAAGGACCAGAACCGACUUCUCACGCAGGAGGUGACGGAGAGGAGCGAGCGGAUCGCCCAGCUGGAGCAGGAGAAGUCGGCGUUGAUAAAACAACUUUUUGAGGCUCGAGCCCGCAGUGUGCAAGACACCAGCAAUAUGGACUCCACCUUCAUCUGAAAACAUUUACACUCCACCCAACACCUUCCAAUGUUAGAGAAACGUGUUCAGCUGGGAAUCAUCAUGAGCAAACUUGUAUAAGACUGUGAGCUGACUGCUGUUUACCAAUACAUGGAGCACCUUUUAGCCAUGACGCGCCAACGCCCUCGACCACUUCCCCCCAAACCAACCCACAUACUACCUAGAUGUGACUGGACCCGGGAGUCCUUUACUUGCUGACUUUUACGUUUCCUGCACACUCCAACUAAACUGAAAAGACACCUUCAACAAAACCAGCAGGGUCUCAUGAGAUCCCAUCACUCCAAUUACUGCAGGACUACUGCAUCUGCAAGAUUUACACUGCCAAUCCCAAAAGACUGCUUUUAUUUUGGGGGGGGGGGGGGUAUUGGUUGGUUUCUGUUGGAAUAAAAUGCCAUAUUCUCACAGUUUACUAUGAAAACAAAUCAUCAGCUACAUCUGCUUGCUGUGACCUAACAAUUACCUUUUGAUUUGGUGUGCUACUUUACUCUUAAUGAUAAUAAGAUACACCUUGCCCAUGUCAUUCAGUAUUUCCUUCCUUUUAAUGUAAAUUAUAACAUGUUUACUUGAUUUUAGCUUCCUGGGUUUUAGAGUGUUUAAAUGAUGAGAGACUAGAAUUAAAAAACUGUUUUUUUAUAUCAUGGUAGCAUAUGUUCAAUGUUAAGACCUUUUAGGAAUUUUGAAUUUCUUUUAAGGUUGAAAACAAAAAGAGAGAUGGGAGAAGAGACUAAAGCCUGUAGAGGCAGAGAUGGACGAAAGAAGUUUGGAAGUUUGCACUUAAAGAGAGCCGAGGAGGACAAACAGAAGACGGUGAAUGUGUCGGAGCGAGAGCUCCUUGGUUGGGAGAUCUUCUGACGUCAGAAACAAAAGAAAAUCACUUUGGCUACCUAAUGCUGCAUCCCCUAUAUGUGUUUACUGUUGAUGAUUUGCAAUGUCAUAUUUUAACAUCCAAAAUAUUCAUCUUUUGAACAGAUUUUCUGUUUAAAACCUGGAGAUUAGCACAAAUGUAAAAAUAAACUUGUGUCCCCUUUACCAGGAUCAACUUGGAAACAGUUUGUUUUAGACUAAAACUGUAAAACACAGCCAUCCACAAAGUUUACAAUAUAAGUAUUUCGUGAGUGGGUGGCGGUAGAACAUUGUAGUUUUAUAAUGGAUCUGUAUGGUACUACUGGGAUGUCUGCACAUAACGUAUUGUUGAUGUCUGUUUCCCACGUGUUUGAUUGUAUGUUUUUUGCUGCUCAAACUGCAUUAUGUGAGUGAAACUCUUUUCCUUCUGCUUUCUCUUGAGUACUCAAAUUCAGAAAAAAAGUUAAAUAAUAAAUACGACCAAACGAGGUUGACUAGA